AUGAGAGCCACCGGCAGCCGUAGCCGGACGAGGAGAGAGCCGGAGAAGAACUUGAAGUACAAAGGUUUCACGUACUACCGAGGUUGCCAGAAAUAUCCGUCGGCAGUGAAGGAGGAAGGCCUCACUUUGGCGUCGCACAGGUACCGCACCGACUGUUGGGAGAACCACACUGACAAAAGCAACUACACCAACGAGAAGCUGCAGCAGUAUUUCAACCACCACAUGUUCAUCAUGGAGCAGGAGGAGUACAAGAUGGAGGGCAUCGAGUGGACCUUCAUAGACUUCGGUUUGGACCUACAGGCCUGCAUUGACCUCAUAGAACGGCCCAUGGGUAUUCUUUCCAUCUUGGAGGAGGAGUGUAUGUUCCCCAAGGCCACGGACAACAGCUUCAAAACCAAACUGUACGACAACCAUCACGGGAAGUCGCCCAACUUCCUGCGUCCGCGGCCGGACAAGAAGCGCAAAUAUGAGUGCCACUUUGAGGUUGUCCAUUAUGCUGGAGUGGUUCCAUACAAUAUCACAGGAUGGCUGGAUAAGAACAGAGAUCCUCUGAAUGAGACGGUUGUGAGUCUGUUCAUGAAAUCCUCCCACAAACUAAUGGCUGGACUGUUUGGGGAUUACAUCAGCUCUGACAUGGCUGGAGAACCAAAUGCUGAAGGCAAACACAAGAAAAGGAGAGCAGCUUCCUUCCAAACGGUUUCACAGCUCAACAAGGAGAAUCUAAAGAAGCUGAUGGCCAACCUCCGCAACACUCAGCCUCACUUUGUGCGCUGCAUCAUCCCCAACAACUCCAAGAGUCCAGGUUUGAUGGAUCCUUUCCUGGUCCUCCACCAACUGAGGUGUAAUGGAGUCCUCGAGGGGAUCAGGAUCUGCAGGAAGGGCUUCCCAAACCGCAUCCUGUAUGCUGAGUUCAAACAACGUUACCGCAUCCUCAAUCCUAAUGCAAUUCCGGAGGACUCGUUUGUGGACAGCAGAAAGGCUGUGGAGAAACUGCUUGGUUCUCUAGACAUUGACCACAGCCAGUACAAGUUCGGACACACUAAGGUACAGCACUGUGAAUAAUACAACAGCACAAAUACUGUGAUUAAUACAACAGCAAACAUUAUGGUAACACUUUAUAUUAAGGUAUACAAAUUCACCAUCAACUAGUUGUUAAUUAACAUGCAUAUUAGCAGUAUGUUGGCUCUUUAUUCGUCAUUAUAAAACUCUUAUUAAUGCCUUAUUCUAC
Messenger RNA from Notothenia coriiceps (black rockcod), 1228 nucleotides. RefSeq names its product myosin-7-like. The transcript has 8 exons. Gene Ontology annotation, molecular function: microfilament motor activity; ATP binding; actin filament binding. NCBI's taxonomy places the organism in Eukaryota, Metazoa, Chordata, Actinopteri, Perciformes, Nototheniidae. Bases 1 to 1062 code for a protein of 353 amino acids. Gene Ontology annotation, cellular component: cytoplasm; membrane; myosin complex. Gene Ontology annotation, biological process: actin filament organization. The record is from RefSeq and is a predicted model, not a curated record.